AUGAAGGCCACCGUUCGCGGCGCUGCCUGCUCUUCAUGUAGACGGUCAAUGUCUCUCGCUUCUACUAUCAGACGUGCCGACUCGAGCUCAAAGCUCGGCUUGGCCACGCGCCGGCCUCUCGCCCUUGUUGGCAAGAGGUUUUAUGCUUCGUCCGCCGAGGACUCCGGUGUGGCCGCCAGCGAUUCCUUCCUUUCAGGAAACACCGCCAACUAUAUCGAUGAGAUGUAUGUCGCGUGGAGGAAAGACCCGUCAAGCGUCCACAUCUCGUGGCAGACAUAUUUCCGCAACAUGGAGGAGGGCAAGAUGCCCAUCUCCCAAGCUUUCCAGCCCCCUCCUACUCUCGUUCCCACACCCACUGGCGGCGUCCACCAGGAGAUGCCCGGUGCUGGUCUCGGCCUUUCCCAAGGCACCGACGUCACAAAACACCUGAAGGUCCAGCUGCUUGUUCGCGCAUACCAGGCCCGUGGUCAUCACAAGGCUAAGAUUGAUCCUCUGGGUAUCCGUGGUGAGGCCGAGGCUUUCGGUUACAGCAAGCCCAAGGAGCUUGAGCUGGACCACUACGGCUUCACCGAGCGCGAUCUCGAUGAAGAAUUCGAUCUUGGUCCCGGUAUUCUUCCUCGUUUCGCUACCGAGAGCCGCAAGAAGAUGUCUCUACGUGAAAUUAUUGCUGCUUGCGAGAAGAUUUACUGUGGUUCGUAUGGUGUGGAGUACAUCCACAUCCCCGACCGCAAGCCUUGCGACUGGAUCCGUGAUCGUUUCGAGGUUCCAGAGCCCUACAAGUACUCCGUGGAUGACAAACGCCGCAUUCUCGACCGUCUCAUCUGGAGUUCCAGCUUUGAGACCUUCCUUGCUACCAAGUUCCCCAACGACAAGCGUUUCGGUCUGGAGGGUUGCGAGACCCUUGUGCCUGGUAUGAAGGCUUUGAUCGACCGCAGUGUCGACUACGGCAUCAAGGACAUUGUUAUCGGUAUGCCUCACCGUGGUCGUCUUAACGUUCUGUCCAACGUCGUCCGAAAGCCCAACGAGUCCAUCUUCAGUGAAUUCGCCGGCUCUACCGAGCCUUCCGAUGAAGGCUCCGGUGAUGUCAAGUACCACUUGGGUAUGAACUUUGAGCGUCCCACUCCAUCUGGUAAGCGCGUGCAGCUCUCCCUUGUUGCCAACCCGUCCCAUCUCGAAGCCGAGGACCCAGUUGUUUUGGGUAAAACCCGCGCUAUCCAGCACUACAACAAGGAUGAGAAGAACUUCGACAGCGCUAUGGGUGUUUUGCUGCACGGUGAUGCUGCCUUUGCCGCUCAGGGUAUUGUUUACGAGACCAUGGGUUUCCACUCCUUGCCCGCAUACUCCACUGGAGGAACCAUCCACAUCGUUGUGAACAACCAGAUCGGUUUCACCACUGACCCUCGCUUUGCCCGUUCCACUCCUUACUGCUCCGACAUUGCCAAGUCGAUCGAUGCCCCUGUCUUCCACGUCAACGCUGAUGACGUUGAGGCUGUCAACUACGUCUGCCAGAUUGCUGCCGAUUGGCGCGCCGAGUUCAAGAGCGACGUCGUGAUUGACAUUGUCUGCUACCGUAAGCAGGGUCACAAUGAGACCGACCAGCCCUCUUUCACCCAGCCUCUGAUGUACAAGCGUGUCGCCGAGAAGAAGCUCCAGCUUGACAUGUACGUUGAGAAGCUCAUUUCCGAGGGCACCUUCACCAAGGAGGACAUUGAUGAGCACAAGAAGUGGGUCUGGGGAAUGCUCAAUGACAGCUUUGACCGCAGCAAGGACUACCAGCCCACCGGUAAGGAGUGGUUGACCUCCGCCUGGAACGGUUUCAAGUCUCCCAAGGAGCUUGCCACGGAAGUUCUGCCUCACCUCCCCACCGCUGUCGAGCCCUCUAUCCUGAAGAACGUCGCCGACAAGAUCAGCGGUGCUCCUGAUGGCUUCACCCUGCACCGCAACCUUAAGCGUAUUCUUACCAACCGUAAGAAGACCGUUGAGGAGGGUCAGAACAUUGACUGGGCUACCGCCGAGGCUCUUGCCUUCGGUUCUCUCGUAAACGAGGGCUACCACGUCCGUGUAUCUGGUCAGGAUGUCGAGCGUGGUACCUUCUCUCAGCGUCACGCUGUUCUCCACGACCAGGAGACCGAGUCUACCUACACUCCUCUCCAGCACAUCAGCAAGGACCAGGGUAGCUUCGUCAUCUCCAACUCUUCUCUGAGUGAAUUCGGAGCUCUCGGUUUCGAAUACGGUUACUCUUUGACCUCCCCCAACGCCCUCGUUAUGUGGGAGGCCCAGUUCGGUGACUUCGCCAACAACGCUCAGUGCAUCAUCGACCAGUUCAUUGCCUCUGGUGAAUCCAAGUGGCUGCAGCGCUCUGGUCUGAUUCUGUCUCUUCCUCACGGUUACGACGGUCAGGGUCCUGAGCACUCCUCCGGCCGUAUGGAGCGUUACCUCCAGCUCUGUAACGAGGAGCCCCGUGUCUUCCCCUCUAAGGACAAGCUUGACCGCCAGCACCAGGACUGCAACAUGCAGAUUGCCUACAUGACCAGCCCCGCCAACUUGUUCCACUUGCUGCGUCGCCAGAUCCACCGUCAAUUCCGCAAGCCCCUCGUGAUCUUCUUCUCCAAGUCUCUACUCCGUCACCCCAUUGCUCGCUCAUCUAUUGAGGAGUUCACUGACGACUCCCACUUCCAAUGGAUCAUUCCCGACCCUGCUCACGGAACCGCCAUUGAUGAGCCUGAGAAGAUCGAGCGUGUCAUUCUCUGCUCUGGUCAGGUGUACGCUGCUCUCACCAAGCACCGUGAGGCCAACAACAUCCGCAACACCGCCAUCACCCGUGUUGAGCAGCUGCACCCCUUCCCUUGGGCUCAACUGAAGGAGAACCUCGACAGCUACCCCAACGCUCGCAACAUCGUCUGGGCCCAGGAAGAGCCCCUGAACGCCGGUUCAUGGAGCUAUGUCCAGCCCCGUAUUGAGACCUUGCUGAACGAGACUGAGCACCACAACCGCCGCCACGUCAUGUACGCUGGUCGCUCACCAAGUGCCUCUGUUGCCACCGGUCUGAAGUCUGUUCACUUGAAGGAGGAGCAAGAAUUCCUCGAGGAUGCCUUCUCCGUUCACCAGGAGCGUCUGAAGGGCGAGUAG
This is a messenger RNA of Aspergillus mulundensis, 3129 nucleotides long. It is a transcript of the gene kgd1, whose product is annotated as alpha-ketoglutarate dehydrogenase KGD1. Gene Ontology annotation, cellular component: oxoglutarate dehydrogenase complex; mitochondrion. Gene Ontology annotation, molecular function: oxoglutarate dehydrogenase (succinyl-transferring) activity; thiamine pyrophosphate binding. The record is from RefSeq and is a predicted model, not a curated record. The coding region runs from base 1 to 3129 and encodes 1042 amino acids. NCBI's taxonomy places the organism in Eukaryota, Fungi, Ascomycota, Eurotiomycetes, Eurotiales, Aspergillaceae. The transcript is spliced from 4 exons. Gene Ontology annotation, biological process: tricarboxylic acid cycle.